Molecule: messenger RNA, 438 nt
Organism: Tetrapisispora phaffii CBS 4417
Lineage: Eukaryota; Fungi; Ascomycota; Saccharomycetes; Saccharomycetales; Saccharomycetaceae
Gene: CHP1
Product: ribosome-associated Tef1p biogenesis chaperone CHP1
Exons: 1
Coding region: 1-438 (145 amino acids)
Cellular component (GO): cytoplasm
Source: RefSeq, a predicted model, not a curated record
AUGUCCACUUUUGACGCCGAAAAUGCUGAUAAUUUAGAGGAUAUCGAAAAACAAUUUGCUGUUGUUGCUGUCGAACAAGCUGAAACUUAUUGGAAGUUAUUGACCAAGAUUCCUGGUUCCAAACUGAAAUUGACCAGUAUGGAUGAUGAAAUCUACACUAAUUUCAUGGAGAAGUUUCCAGAAUACAAAGACCUUGAAAGACUAAGGAAGUUCGAAGAAUCAGAAUUGAAAUCUAAGGAUGCCAAGGAAAGAUGGAGAUUGUUCUGUAACGAAUACGAGAAAUCUGUUGAGGAUUACAAUUUUGGUACUCUACUGAGAACUGAUGCUAGUCAAGAAUACGGUCAAUUUUCUACUAUUUUCGCCGUUAGAAUUCAAUUUUAUGCUUUUGAAAUCGCAAGAAAUAGACAUGGUUUGAAUGACUGGAUUGUUGGUAAAUAA